CGUAUCGACGUGUAUCAACCAGUUAUUCCCCCCGGUUUGUGAAAACCAAAACCCAGGGGUCUCUCCUUCAGACAAAUCCAGGAAGUCUGAAACCAAAAAGAAAAACAAACAAAUAAACAAAUUCAGAGGAGAAACAGAAAACAUGGAGAGGAGGCAAAGACAGGGAAGCGAGAGGAUGUGCGCGUCAAUGGUUGUUCUGGUGAUGUUGAGCUUGGUCGGUAGAAUCUCAUCGCUUUCGGUGACCGUAAACGACGUCGAAUGCGUGUACGAGUACGUACUCUACGAGGGCGACUCGGUCUCUGGGAAUUUCGUGGUCGUCGACCACGACAUCUUCUGGACCUCCGAUCACCCCGGCAUCGAUUUCACCGUGACAUCUCCUGCGGGUAAUACGGUGCAUACUUUGAAGGGAAAAUCUGGUGACAAGUUUGAGUUCAAGGCCCCACGAAGUGGAAUGUACAAAUUCUGUUUUCAUAAUCCGUACUCAACCCCAGAGACUGUUUCUUUCUACAUACAUGUUGGUCAUAUUCCCAAUGAGCAUGACCUCGCCAAAGAUGAACAUUUGAACCCAAUAAAUGUUAAGAUUGCUGAGCUGAGAGAGGCACUGGAGUCUGUUACCUCAGAGCAGAAGUACUUGAAGGCACGUGAUACUCGGCACCGUCACACAAAUGAGAGCACACGAAAGCGUGUUGUCUUCUACACUGUUGGAGAGUACAUUUUACUGGCCGUUGCAAGUGCUCUACAAGUCAUCUAUAUACGUCAGCUGUUCAGCAAAUCAGUCGCAUACAACCGAGUUUCAGCUGCCUGAUCAAUCUUAAUUUCUACUUGGCAACAGAUGAGCCUUAUGGAUGAGUUCCUUUUGUGUAACAAUUUGCUAGUUUAUGCUAUUAAUUUAUUGCAGUGAGUUUCAAACAAAAUGAUUUAGCUGAUCUUAA
Messenger RNA from Alnus glutinosa, 932 nucleotides. RefSeq names its product transmembrane emp24 domain-containing protein p24beta3. The coding region runs from base 143 to 805 and encodes 220 amino acids. Gene Ontology annotation, biological process: endoplasmic reticulum to Golgi vesicle-mediated transport; Golgi organization; intracellular protein transport. Gene Ontology annotation, cellular component: endoplasmic reticulum-Golgi intermediate compartment; COPII-coated ER to Golgi transport vesicle; endoplasmic reticulum. The transcript is spliced from 4 exons. The record is from RefSeq and is a predicted model, not a curated record. NCBI's taxonomy places the organism in Eukaryota, Viridiplantae, Streptophyta, Magnoliopsida, Fagales, Betulaceae.